Molecule: messenger RNA, 1155 nt
Organism: Telopea speciosissima
Lineage: Eukaryota; Viridiplantae; Streptophyta; Magnoliopsida; Proteales; Proteaceae
Exons: 3
Coding region: 1-1155 (384 amino acids)
Molecular function (GO): DNA-binding transcription factor activity
Source: RefSeq, a predicted model, not a curated record
AUGGCGAAUUCAUUUCUGCCAUGGAAUGGUUGUAUGGAGAUGAGUGGAGCAGCUGGAGCAGGAGGAUUUAGUGUUGGAGAUCGUGAAAGUAAGUUUCCAAAUGAGCAGCAGGAGAGGGGGCAUGAGAUUGUGAAACAAAGAGUACGGAAGAGCGGGAAAUCAAGCGGUUCUGUGCCGAAGAAACCGCCUCAAAGAGGACUGGGAGUGGCGCAGCUAGAACGGUUGAGGCUUCAGGAGCGCUGGAAGAAGAUCACCGAGUUCGACAAUGCUCAACGAGCACCUCGCAACAUCCAUGAUCAUCAGUUCCUCCACCAUCAAUAUCAAUUCCCAUUACCUUUCGCCGAUCAUCAGAAUGGGGUUUCUGUUCCAUACUCAAGGUUCAGUACUCCUGUCAACUUUGGAGGAUUCACUAGUCAUGAUAGCCAUUCUAACUCGCAGCCUUCCCUUCUUCAUCCGUCCAGGUUCUCCAAUGGCGCUUUCUCAGCGACUCCCGGAACUCCCGUUGGCGCCCGAUCUAUGUUUCCCGAUCAUUGUCAGAUGGAUCGGCUGAGGGUAGCCGCUAAGGAACCGAGGUUUCAGAGCGGGAAUCUACAUCUGUACGAGACUAGUAAAGAGCUCUCUUCAACCCAAACCCAAAACCAAACGAUGCAUUGCUUGUCUGAUCAGUGUGACAUCUGUAAGAAGAAGCACAUCCAUGGCGGAAAUCUAGGGUCUAACUAUAACGUAGGGCCAAGAAAAUAUCCUGACACAAUGCUGUCUAUCGGAGACAAACGCGAUUAUCUCGGUUGGAAUCUGAGAACCAACAGGUCCAUCAAUGGUGAGCAGCAACAAGAUAUCGGCGUGAAUGUGAAUCCGGCCACUUUUUCAGCACCCGGCGUUCAUGAGCAAGAAGAAGAAGCCUCAGAGAUUCAUCCUCGGGGAAAGGCUGUGGGAGGAAGCAGCGUAUUGGAGUACCAGUUUUUCCCAAAGAAAGUUGACCCAAAUAGUGUCAACCACAGUAGCAGCAGCAGCAGCAGCUACUGCAACAAUGGAUCUGGUGGUUGCUCUUACUAUUAUACUGACUUCUUCAAUACUGGAGUUGCUGCAGCGGGUGAAGCUUCUGCUACGACUGAUACUACUAAUUCGCUUGAUUUGUCCCUCAAACUUUCCUUGUAG